GAAUGGGGAGAAAGAAAAAAAAAAAAUAAAAGGCAAGGCCAUUGGAUAUGGCCGCCUUGUUGAAAACUUGUGAAACCCUAGAUUGAUGUAUGGAUCAGCAUAUGCUUCAAUCUGAAGCGACACAACAAGGAAGUGGGUGAUAAUUUUAUUACUUUUGAUCCCUCACCAACAAUUAUAAACCCUUAAAAGGCAAAAAAAUCCCAUUAAUUAGUGGGAUUCUCAUUCUCAUCCCACCACCAUAAGCACCCAACUAGCUCCUCUUUCAUAUUCCUUGCCAUUAUUAUGGCUUUCUCAGAAUUUCUCUUUUCUUUUCCCUCUCCUCCGCUUUUGCCAGACAAAAUGCUUCGUGGGUCCCUUGCAUUACCCCAUCACUCCUUUCCCAACUAUCUUGAUCAUCACCAUCAGCGUCAUCAUCAUCUCAUUAUUCAACUCCCUCUUCUUCUACUUGAUGUGCUGCUCUACUACUUUAUCUUGUUUCGUGGUUGGUUGCUCCAUUCAUGGCUAAACCAGGGGGUCGUCGGAGGUCACAAAAGGAAAGUGGCUCUAACGUUACAGCCAAGUACAUGUUUAGAGGUUUUUCCAAAUGGUGCCCGUUCUGUUCAAUCAGAAAAUCGUUCAUACUCUUCUUCCUCCUGAGAGUCAGUUAUGCAGCCACCGGGCCUGAUAUUGAAGGUGAUGCUUUAUUGGAGGUUUUAGGUGCUCUCAAUGAUUCAGAUGGCCGAAUAACAGAUUGGGAUCGGAAUUUUGUGAGCCCGUGCUUUAGUUGGUCACAUAUUACUUGUAGAAAUGGCAAUGUUGUAAGCCUGAGCCUAGCUUCAAAUGGAUUUUCAGGAACACUAUCACCUUCAAUAACCAAACUAAGGUUCUUGGUGAGAUUAGAAUUGCAAGACAAUCAUCUAUCUGGUCCUUUACCAGAUUUCCUUGGCAACAUGGUUCGCCUACAAACUCUAAAUCUAUCAAAUAAUAAAUUCAGAGGAUCCGUACCUGUGACAUGGGGCCAGCUAUCCAACUUAAAGCUCCUGGAUCUGUCAUCCAAUGAUUUAAGUGGGAGAAUCCCAGUGCAAUUCUUCUCCAUUCCAACAUUCAAUUUUUUAGGAACACAUCUCAUUUGUGGCUCUAGCUUGGGUCAACCAUGUACUUCGGCUUCUCCUCUUCCCAGUUCUACAAGCAAGUCUAAACUUAGAGUUGUAAGUGCAUCUGCAAGUUGUGCUGUGUUCGUACUUCUGUUGCUUGGGGCUAUCUGUGUAUACCGGUAUUACCAACUGUGCAAACUGAAACAUGAUAUCUUUGUUGAUGUGGCAGGGGAAGAUGAUCGUAAAAUUUCCUUGGGGCAGGUUAAAAGAUUUUCUUGGCGUGAACUUCAACUUGCAACUGGUAAUUUCUGCGAAAGCAACAUAAUUGGACAAGGAGGUUUUGGAAAAGUUUACAAGGGUGUCCUCUCAGACAACACAAAAGUUGCUGUAAAACGUCUUGCAGAUUAUUGUAACCCUGGUGGAGAGGCUGCAUUCCAUAGGGAAGUCCAACUCAUAAGCGUUGCUGUCCAUAGGAAUCUCCUACGGCUAAUUGGAUUUUGUACAACCUCAUCUGAGAGAAUUCUGGUUUAUCCAUUCAUGCAAAAUCUUAGCGUUGCAUAUCGCUUGAGAGAUUUGAGACCUGGAGAGAAAGGCUUGGAUUGGCCAACAAGGAAACAUGUAGCUUUUGGUGCAGCCCAUGGUUUGGAGUAUCUACAUGAUCAUUGUAGCCCAAAGAUUAUACAUCGUGAUUUAAAAGCAGCAAACAUCCUUUUAGAUGAAAAUUUUGAGCCUGUUCUUGGAGAUUUUGGACUAGCAAAGCUAGUUGAUACAAAACUGACCCACAUAACCACUCAAGUGCGUGGUACCAUGGGUCACAUUGCCCCAGAAUAUUUGUCUACUGGAAAAUCUUCUGAGAAGACUGAUGUAUUUGGAUAUGGAAUAACACUUCUUGAACUUGUAACUGGUCAGCGUGCAAUUGAUUUUGCUCGGCUAGAAGAGGAAGAGGAUGUUCUUCUGCUUGACCAUAUAAAAAAACUGCUGAGAGAAAAUAGACUGACUGACAUUGUGGAUGGAAACCUGGAGACGUAUGAUCCCAAAGAAGUAGAGACUGUUGUGCAGGUUGCAUUACUCUGCACUCAAAGCUCACCUGAAGACCGUCCAACAAUGGCAGAAGUAGUAAAAAUGUUACAAGGAGUGGGGUUAGCAGAAAGAUGGGCCGAGUGGGAGCAGCUCGAGGAAGUUAGGAAUCAUGAGCUCUCACUCAUGUCUCACCAAUUUGCCUGGGCUGAAGAUUCAAGCAUAGACCAAGAAGCUAUCCAGUUAUCUAAAGCAAGAUAAGGCUCUUCCCUCAUCAAAUCAAAUUUUGAGAUCAAUUUGGAACCAAAAACAUGGAUUACCAUACUCAUAGAGAUAACUGUAUAUGAAAAAUUUAGGAAAUAUGUAAUAUCCUAUAAAUAUAUACAUAUAUAUAUAUAUAUAUCAUCUGUAAACCAUGGUACUUAUUUCCCAUGUAAGCAUGCUAUUGUUUGG
This is a messenger RNA of Carica papaya (papaya), 2543 nucleotides long. The record is from RefSeq and is a predicted model, not a curated record. Lineage: Eukaryota; Viridiplantae; Streptophyta; Magnoliopsida; Brassicales; Caricaceae.